Messenger RNA from Pseudovirgaria hyperparasitica, 1944 nucleotides. RefSeq lists its product as uncharacterized. The transcript is spliced from 6 exons. Lineage: Eukaryota; Fungi; Ascomycota; Dothideomycetes; Acrospermales; Acrospermaceae. Bases 1 to 1944 code for a protein of 647 amino acids. The record is from RefSeq and is a predicted model, not a curated record.
AUGAAUAAUUCGCAUUACAGACGAGGAAGUUCGGAUCCAGAGGUAGUUGAUCAUGCCCAGCCUGUCUAUAACACGAGAAGAUGGCAGCGUUCUCGAAAAAAAUUCGUCCUUUGUUUCGAUGGGACUGGGAACAAGUUCUCUGGCACUGACGCAGAUUCAAAUAUUCUGAAGAUUUAUCGCUGCCUUGCCCGCAAUUCAGAGGAUCAAUUUCAUUACUAUCAGCCAGGCAUAGGCACAUAUGUUACAACAAACUCGCUAUCUCACACUUCGCGAUGGUCUCGAUUCAAAUCCUGGUACAAUAAGGCUAAGGACUCAGCCAUUGGCACUUCUUUUGAUCAGCAUGUCAUGGCGGGCUACAAGUUCCUCAUGCGGUACUACUCUCCGGGUGAUGACAUAUACUUCUUCGGCUUCAGUCGUGGAGCUUAUACGGCGCGUUUCUUGGCCGAAAUGCUGGAUCAUGUUGGUUUGUUGAGUGCCGGUAAUGAGGAGAUGGCCUACUUCGCCUGGAAAACUUUCCAGAAAUGGCAAUGCCGCACAAAUGAGACACAGGAGGACAAGGUACAGAAGAAGGCUCUACUAGAGUUCAUGUGCGCAUUCAGGGAGACGUUCUCCAGACCCGUACACAGGCUCAAGUUUCUAGGUCUCUUUGACACAGUUAAUAGCGUUCCGAAAUUCGAAAACGCUUGGAUGCAACGCAGCAAAUUUCCAUAUACGGCUCGGUCAACCGCCAAGGUUAUCAGACACGCAUGUAGUAUUGAUGAGAGGCGCGCAAAAUUCCGCCAGGACUUGAUUUCAGAAGCGAGACUCGACAAACGCGAGCACUACAAUAGACAUUUCAGAAAGACGUGCGAAAAAUUCAGUGAUCCGAAAGGAAGUCCCCAAACCCCAAAUAUCAACACACGUGGUCGACUGGCCCUUGGUCCUACGCCAUGGCAUAAAGACAUGGCCGGUGCCAGUGAGUUGCAGCCUCCACGGAGGUUUAGAAAUCCAUCAGAGACAUCGGGUGUCCGAUCUCUCAGUCCAGGUUUAAGGACAAGCGUAGAGGGGGAUACUCACAGUAUAAGUACUGUGUCUCAGACGUCUUUUCAAGCCACUCACCAUCUCCAUCUCGAGGAGACCUCCGACGAGGAGCAGGAUCAGGAUAUUCUGGAGGUCUGGUUUCCUGGAUGUCAUGCUGACAUCGGAGGGGGCUGGCCACUUCACCAAGGUGAAGUUGCUGCACUUAGUCAUGUGCCCCUUGUCUGGAUGAUCAGGGAAGCCCAAAAGGCCGGACUGUCCUUCGACGAGGUCAAACUAAGAUCUCUGAAUUGUUGUCAUGACGACGCAGAUAGGAGUGGUGAUAGUAUCUCAGCCUCGAGCGGUGGAAAGCAACAUAACAAAAAUUUUGCGCAUGUUCCAGCAAUCUCGAUCCACGCGCCAACUUCGUCGGACCUGCAAACCUCUGCCAAGCCGUCUCUUCUGUACAGCACGAAUAGCCCGAACUUCGAUGUGGUGCCUAGUUCAACAGGAAGAUCUAAAGAUGAGUCGAUCGAUGGUACUCUACGACAGUCACAUUUCUACGAUGCACUCGAUUUCGCCGCUACGAGGGGUAAAAUACAUGACGUGUUACAAUUCAACAACGGAGCUGGCGCCACAGGAGUUAUAAGCUGGAAUAUGAUGGAGUACAUGCCUUUUCGAAGAAUGGACCUUCGAGCUGAUGGAUCCUGGGGAGCCAUUUCUUGGCCCUUGCCCAAAGGUGAGACACGGGACAUUCCCCACAACGCAGUCAUUCACAAUAGUGUUAUCAAGAGAAUGCGUGCAGAUCCUGCUUAUCGACCCGGAAACCUCAUUGUUGGUGGAGGCGGAAGAGGUGUACGGAAAGCUCCGGAACACCUAGGCAUAGGGAGAUGGAAGGUGCAUCGCGAUGAGGGGGAUCCCAUUGGUGAAUGCUAUCUCAAGGAGUGA